AAAGAAGAAGGAGGAGGAGAACAGGUGCAUUGUGGGCCGCUGUAAUCUGUUUAUUUCUUGACGUUUAACUUCACUUUUCUCGAUUUAUCGUCGCCAAAAUGAAAAACGAAGUCGACAUUCAAUAAGUCAUCAUUUAGAAAGAAAGGUUUCCCACCCCCGGUUGUGAGGACGGACUCGAACAUGGAGGCUGGUGAAGGUGUGAGCGGCGCCACGCCCACAGAGGAGAUGAACGGAGCUGGAAACCUGAUGGAUUUCCUGGACGAGCCGUUUCCUGACGUGGGAACGUACGAAGACUUCCACACCAUCGACUGGCUGAGGGAGAAGUCCAGAGACACAGACCGCCAUCGCAAGAUCACCAGUAAAAGUAAAGAGUCUCUUUGGGAGCUGAUCAAGAGCCUGCUGGAUGCCUGGUCCGGAUGGGUGGUGAUGCUGCUCAUUGGACUCCUCUCAGGUACGCUGGCCGGAGUGAUCGACCUGGCGGUGGACUGGAUGACCGACCUGAAGGAAGGUGUGUGUCUGUCGGCCUUCUGGUACAGCCACGAGCAGUGCUGCUGGACGUCCAACGAGACGACCUUCGACGACCGAGACAAAUGUCCGCAGUGGCAAAAGUGGGCCGAGCUGAUGACCGGCCACGCUGAGGGAGCUGGAGCAUAUGUGCUGAACUACUUCCUGUACGUUCUGUGGGCUCUGCUGUUUUCCUUCCUGGCGGUGUCACUGGUGCGAGUGUUUGCUCCGUACGCGUGCGGCUCAGGAAUCCCGGAGAUCAAGACAAUCCUUAGCGGCUUUAUCAUUAGGGGAUACCUGGGGAAAUGGACCCUGCUGAUCAAGACGGUCACCCUGGUUCUCGCAGUGUCGUCAGGUCUGAGCCUGGGGAAAGAGGGCCCUCUGGUCCACGUCGCCUGCUGCUGCGGAAACCUCUUCUGCAGCCUUUUCUCCAAAUACAGCAAGAACGAGGGCAAGCGGCGAGAGGUGUUAUCAGCUGCAGCAGCAGCGGGCGUGUCGGUGGCCUUUGGAGCGCCCAUCGGAGGAGUUCUGUUCAGCCUGGAGGAGGUCAGCUACUACUUCCCUCUGAAGACCCUGUGGCGUUCGUUCUUCGCUGCCCUGGUCGCCGCCUUCACACUGCGCUCCAUCAACCCGUUUGGCAACAGCCGUCUGGUGCUCUUCUACGUGGAGUACCACACGCCGUGGUACAUGGCUGAGCUGGUGCCAUUCAUCCUGCUGGGCGUGUUCGGCGGCCUCUGGGGGACCCUCUUUAUCCGCGCCAACAUUGCCUGGUGCCGCCGGAGGAAGACCACCCAGCUGGGGAAGUACCCGGUUCUGGAGGUGAUCGCUGUGACGGGUAUCACCGCGGUGCUGGCGUUCCCCAACCCGUACACCCGGCGCAGCACCAGCGAGCUCAUCUCUGAGCUCUUCAACGACUGCGGAGCGCUGGAGUCGUCACAGCUCUGUGAUUAUAUUAAUAACCCCAACAUGAGUCGGCCGGUGGACGACAUCCCAGACCGACCGGCAGGGCCCGGGGUCUACAACGCCCUGUGGCAGCUCGCCCUCGCUCUCAUCUUUAAGAUCGUCAUCACAAUCUUCACCUUUGGCAUGAAGAUCCCGUCGGGUCUCUUCAUUCCCAGCAUGGCGGUCGGAGCUAUCGCAGGACGGAUUGUCGGGAUUGCCGUGGAGCAGAUGGCGUACCACCACCACGACUGGAUCAUCUUCAAGAACUGGUGCCGGCCCGGCGCAGACUGUGUCACACCUGGCCUGUACGCCAUGGUGGGAGCUGCCGCCUGUCUGGGCGGGGUGACCAGGAUGACCGUCUCCCUGGUGGUCAUCAUGUUCGAGCUCACCGGCGGUUUGGAGUACAUCGUCCCCCUGAUGGCCGCCGCCGUCACCAGCAAGUGGGUGGCGGACGCCUUCGGGAAGGAGGGCAUCUACGAGUCACACAUCCAACUCAAUGGCUACCCCUACUUGGACGUCAGGGACGAGUUCACCCACCGCACCCUGGCCACCGACGUGAUGCGGCCCCGCAGGAACGACCCGCCUCUGGCCGUGCUCACCCAGGACUCCACCACGGUGGAGGACGUCGAGGCGCUGAUCAAAGAUACCGAUUAUAACGGCUUCCCGGUGGUCGUGUCCAGAGAGUCUGAGAGGCUCAUCGGCUUCGUUCAGCGUCGCGAUCUCACCCUGGCCAUCAAAAACGCCCGUCAGAAGCAGGACGGCGUGGUGAGCAGCUCCGUGGUCUACUUCACAGAGGACGCGCCGCAGCUGCCGGCCAGCAACCCGCAGCCACUGAAGUUGCGACGCAUCCUGAACCUCAGCCCCUUCACCGUCACCGACCACACACCCAUGGAGACGGUGGUGGACAUCUUCCGCAAGCUGGGCCUCCGCCAGUGUCUCGUCACCAGGAGCGGGCGUCUCCUGGGUAUCAUCACCAAGAAGGACGUCCUGCGACACAUGGCUCAAAUGAUGAACCAGGAUCCAGAGUCCAUCAUGUUCAAUUAACAGAAGAGAGAAGAGCUUUAUUCUGCGGACGGUGUAAAUAGGUGAAAGUGGAGUGAUGCUACUGUUCUGCAACCUGUGAAAAGUCCCCCCCCCCGUAGUGACCACACAGCACAGCUCCACCAGCUUUCAGCAUAACUGCGUAAAGACUCGUCGUUUUAACACUUCCAAACCCUCAGUUUAACGCUCAGAGUGCCAAAUCUGGUUCUUGAGCAGCACUUCAUUCCUUUUAUUUGCUAGUUCAAAUAAAACCUUUAGGAAGCAGAAGGGAAACGUUAAGACGGAGCGGUGGUCGGGUGUAAGGAUGCGUAUCAGUGGAGAACCACAGGGUUGCUGCACAGACCUGGAAAGUCUGGUAAGUUGAAAAUAAAGAAAAUAAAUUUGACACUAAAGAUCAACACUCAUCUCAAAAUGAUGUAAAUAAUAUCUGAGGUAUUUAGUUUUUAUCGGUUUAACUGUAACAGUACACUUAAUACUGAUGUACACCUUGAACACACUUUAGAUCUCAGAUCUGCGUGGUUCGGGGGUAAAAUGGUACUCCAGCAUCAUUGAAGCUUUACUGAAAACUGAAAUAGAAACUGGGACCAUUUGUAAGAUUUAAAGUAGCAAUGUGUAAUUCCUGGCAACAAAAACUGCAUGCGACGCACUACAUAGAUGUCUCUGUAGCUGUUACCUCUUCGUGUCCUGUUGAUAAUGUUCAUUUAUUUAAUAUGGAAACAUUCAUGAACCAUAAUUCUGGCCAUAUCUUGCACAUUGCUCCUUUAACAAACAGAUUGUUAGAAUCCUGAUUUUAUUUAACGUCGGAGAGUUUUGGACUGCUGCACUUUGUGUUUUGGCUAAUAGUUGUUUAUUGUUGUAUGUUGCUGCCAUAUUUAUAUUAAUGCUGCCUGUGUUAAUGUUCCUUUGUAUGCUUCAGCGGCACCGUUCAGCUUGUCACUGUCACUUUGGACCUGAAGGCACAAACUGUCUGAAAGGCUAAAUGUUGUUUUUACUGUAGCAGUUUAACAACACCAGACAUUCUCGUGAGAACUGUGUUUGAUUGUUGGUUCGUUUGAUUGUGUCAAAUGGUUUCCAAGAGCCUUAAAGUGUGUGAGAUAACAGCAGAGUUACAGCUUGACAGACAGUCAGUGAGUGUGUCUGUGUCACACUCUUCCUCACAGGUUAGUUAAUGACAGACAGUCAGUGAGUGUGUCUGUGUCCAACUCUUCCUCACAGGUUAGUUAAUGAUGUUACUGAGUCAGUGUGAGCAGAUUGUGUCUGUAGACUGAAGAGAAUCAGAAAUAAAUCUUUUACUGUGAAAGAAUGUGGCCCAACCUUAAAACAGACAUUUUUUGAAUGAAGUUUGGUGUGACAGUGUUGAGCAGAGGGUAUUUUAACCUUAAUAAUUCCCAUAUAGUGAGCUGACCUACCUUGUAAACAGCACUGGUAGUAAAAGGUCGAUUAAUGAACACAAACAGAUUCUGCUCUCAUCCAUGGAAAUCUUUAAAUAUUUAAAACUUUAUUUACACACUUCAGCAGGUUUGAGCUAGCUGGUGAGCUCCGAUGGUUAAAUUGAGCACAGAGCGACCACGGUCAGUGUUUGUGAGGGCCAGUCAACACCAUAUUAAAGCCAGUGGUUAAAUCCAAGAAGAAGCGCACUACUUUCAUUAUCAUUUGCAAAGCUUUAUGGGAGUAGUUCCUUAAUAUAAUUAUGUACACAGUUUAUGUACCUUUUUUUUUUUAAAGCUUGUUUUCAGGGUUAAAAGUCCUAAAUGUAGUCAAUUCACUGGAAUUUCACUUCAGGGAACAGGAGCUGUUCAAAAAGUGGGCGGUCACUGUUGCUCUCUAAAAGCUGGGAACUGUUUUUCAUCUUGAUUUGGUGAUUGAGGACCGUCAGCCUUCACAUGAGGCAGACAAAAUCGCAGUGCAGUUAGGAGUUAGGAAGGUAGCAUAGCUAAGGACACGUAUGGUACGAUAAGCUCCUGUUACACAGACAGACAGACAGACAGACAGACAGAACAGUCACAUUGUACCUCUGCUGUUAGAUAAAUAUUCCUUCAUUACGGAUUCACUUCAGCUCCAGAAGGAUCAGAAAUGAAGGACUAAGAAGGACACAAGUGUUGCAGGUUGAAAACAACCAUGAAUUCCAGUUAAUAAUAUCAAGCUUGCACAAAAAGAUUCUGGGGAAAAAGCUGUUGUGUGGUUGUUUUUUUUUUGCAUCCUGCUCCUCGACUGCUCAUUCAGUGUUUUUCUCCCCUCGGUCAUUUCCUGUGUUGUGGUUUAUUUUUUUGAAGUGAAUAAUAAUAAUGGGUCAGAGCUCCAAGCUGCUAUCAGUUCAGACAGACCGGAAGGUUCAUGUUGUCGAAGCAAGUGAUCAACUUUUUGUUUUUUAAAUGCCAAGAGAAUGUAUUGAAACAUUAACUGUGUUGUAUAUAUUGAAGAUUUAUUGUGAGCAUUUUCUCAUUUUGUCUGAAACACACUAAUGUUGAGCCCUGGUCAUUUUUAUUUGAAACUACAUAUUUAUGAGAUAUACUCUUACAAAAAAUCAUAAUUGCACUUUUUUUUUUGUAAAUGAAGUGAUUGAAAAAUAAAACCUUUCAGUUUA
This is a messenger RNA of Dicentrarchus labrax (European seabass), 5071 nucleotides long. Its product is annotated as H(+)/Cl(-) exchange transporter 4. NCBI's taxonomy places the organism in Eukaryota, Metazoa, Chordata, Actinopteri, Moronidae. Gene Ontology annotation, biological process: transmembrane transport; chloride transport. The record is from RefSeq and is a predicted model, not a curated record. The transcript has 12 exons. The coding region runs from base 181 to 2490 and encodes 769 amino acids. Gene Ontology annotation, molecular function: voltage-gated chloride channel activity. Gene Ontology annotation, cellular component: membrane; early endosome; Golgi apparatus.